Molecule: messenger RNA, 528 nt
Organism: Aspergillus luchuensis
Lineage: Eukaryota; Fungi; Ascomycota; Eurotiomycetes; Eurotiales; Aspergillaceae
Product: triglyceride lipase
Exons: 6
Coding region: 1-528 (175 amino acids)
Source: RefSeq, a predicted model, not a curated record
AUGAUCACUCAUUUGAAGCCGACUGAUUUCAAAGUAAAAUCGUUGACCACGAUUGCGACUCCCCAUAGAGGCUCUGCUGUUGCAGACUUCGUCCUCAAGCAGAUUGGCGAUGACCGCCUUGCCCAGCUGUACUAUGCUCUAGACCGGCUCAAGGUAGAAACGGGCGCGUUCGCCCAACUAACUCGUGACUAUAUGACGAACACCUUCAACCCCGCAACGCCAGACAUUGAAGACGUUCGAUACUUUUCGUACGGGGCGGCAAUGCAGCCAAGUUUCUGGUCCGUCUUCCGUCUAUCCCACCGUCUUCUGGAACAAAUAGAAGGGUACAAUGAUGGACUUGUCAGCGUUGCCAGCAGCAAGUGGGGAGCAUACAAGGGCACCCUGGAGGGCGUCAGCCACUUGGACUUGAUCAACUGGAGCAAUCGACUCAAGUGGCUGGCCGGAGAAAUUACAGGCAACAGACAGAGGUUCAACGCCAUUGCAUUCUACCUUGAUAUUGCAGACAUGCUCGCUAAGGAAGGACUCUGA